CUGUGACUGGCACCGUGCAACGGCCGGCGGAGUGGUUUCAGCACCGGAGAAAGACUGAGCUGCAGAAGUGCCUUCGGUGUGUGAUCGUCACGAUGCGCUAGGUGCCCCGGCUACCGCUCGCUGUAUAGGACUCGAUCCGGCCGCUCUCCGACGCGACGCAAAUCGCCAGCUCGGACCACGGCCGCGGAAGAAAGCGAGCGCGUCUCUGCUCAGCCAGAGGGACCCGAUCGCCGGCGCGUUCCUCCGAGGUCGACAAGUGUUUCGAUCCGUUGCAACUGCGCCGAAGCUUCGAGACGCCGUGCAGCGUCGAUGUCGCGGAAACAGUCGGCUCCGACGCGCCAGAAGUCGUCCACCUCGGCCAGCCACAAAGCCACCACGAACGUCGACGGCUACUUCGAGGCGCGGUACGGAUUAAGGCGCGCAGUGAGCGUGGCGUGCGGACUGCCAUCCACAUGCUGCUCGAACGAAAAGCCAAAGCGUAGGAACGUCGCAAGGAGGGGCACGCCGAAGACGCCGUGCGGCGAAACGGAAGAAGACGCUUCGGCUGGCACAGAGGCAUGUUGCGCUGGCUACAGAUGCGAAGAACGAGUUAGCGCUACUUCUUUAGAAUCUCUUGAGCCAGUAGUUGUCUCCGCGGGACGAAAACGAAGGAUCCCGCAAGGAAAAACCACCAACCAGCAGGUUCGCGCCAGCCAAGUCGGCAAAAAACUGAGUUCGCUACUCGAAUCCACGGCAAGUACAACGCGUCGGCAGGCUGAGCAACCAGCAGUUCUCUCAAAAAACGUUCGCAAGCGUAAAGGUCGUUCGCCGCCUUCUGGCGGGGCGGCCGAAGUACAGCAGGGACGCGCCCAAGUUAAAGGAGCAACGCAGGCAAAGCGUCGAAAGCUGACUCAGGGCGGGCAACAGCGCAAGCAAGGCGAGAGGAAGGGCCGUCAAGAAAAUGGUCGGCGUCAAGUCGUCGACCGAGGGUCUCCAACGCCCGCGAAGCAGCGAACGCGCAGUGCGUCGAAGACUGCGGCUGCAAAGAAAGCAGCUCUAGGCCGGACAUGCAGUGCAUCUAACAACAAGGCAUCGAAGAACGAUGUCAGCACAAGCAAUGACACCAUCGGACCCGCAUCGCAGUUGCAUUCACUGAGAGCGUCGUUGGACAAAACGCCUCUCGGUGGGCCUGUUGGACUUGUCGCGCACGUGCAACAACCGUCUGCUGUCGCAAAUGGCGGAGGUCGACUGCUUCUCAACUGCGACACAAAUAAUCCCCAGGGUAUACUGAAGACGUCGGCUACUGUCCCUGGUUCCAGUGAGGUACCAAGUACCGUAACGGAUAUCCUGCUUUCCUUUCAAGGAAUGUUUAUCGAUCAAGACACGUCUGGCACUAGACCCGAGAGCCCCCUUUCAUGUCAACAAAGGGACUCCUUAAAUGGCGACAGCGGGAUUGUUUUGUCCGAAAACCCUCCUGCUCAGAAGAGGUGGUCGGAGCACGGCGACGUGCUUGAAGAUAGCCAGAACAUUCCGCGCGAGCGAAGUCAUUCACUAGAUUGCGCUUCCGAACCGAGUCUGUGUGCCGCUGAUAGCGUACGAGUACGUGUCGAACCCAGACGGCAGAGACAGUGUGGUGAUGAUGACUUCCCUGUCCCGUCAACAAGCUUGGCUCCUCCAAGGACGACAACACCCGAACAGGGUGUUCGCGUUGAGCGCCAAAACUCUCUGCAAGAGCCUACGGAGUCCCCAGUUCCCAUUCCCUAUACCUUGCCACUAGAACAAAGAUUGGCUCAGGUUCUUGAUGACACGAUUUUUGCACCUGCCGAGUCUGAGGCGCCUCCUGCUGCGCGGAGAAAAUCGGCAUACAAGGGGCUCGCUGAAUUUCUUACCCAGCGGACGCGGCGCCCAUUCAGUUUGGUUUCUACUUUGAAGCACAUGCCUUUUUUGCGAAGGCCGUCUGAGCUUGAAGAAACGCGUGUUGCGCAAUCAGUUUCCACUGAGCUUGGCCAGCCUGGAGCUGCUUUCUUGCCCACACGUCCUGCAGAUGAUACACUUGUGUCGCAAAGCAUUUCUUCACAGUCUAGGGCGCCUGCUGGCGAUGAGGCAGGCGCAGCGUCCAGUGGCGUUGCUUCUUUUGAAAACCCGCCUGCAGAUGACGACGUAAUCGUCGUGUCCCAAGUGCCUCCACUUCGGUGGAGGAGCUCUGCAGCUGACGAUGACCUUGUGAUUAUUGAAUCUUCGGAUUCGGGUAGUGGGAGGAGAGAGCGGGCAAGCGAUACGUCCGAGACCGCCUCCCCCUCUGAACGCAGAGGGUCAUAUUACAACGCCCCCGCCGGUGAAGGGACGAACUUCGGUCAUGAUCGCAUCCGCGAUCGCAUGCUCGAGUUGAACACCGCGGUAGCUUUUUACGUGCUGCAGCGGUGCCGAGAAGAGGAGGCAGCGUGGCGAUUACUUCGUCUGUACCACUGUGGCAGCCGUUCGACCGAAGCCUACAUCGCAGAAGUACGCGGUAUAAUGCGCUCUGCCCUCGAGCGUAAUCGACUGCAAGGGAACAGGCUAACGACAGCGCUUCGUACAAUUGAGAACACCGCGAACACGCGCUGUCAGAACGCUGGCGUUAUGGAGAGCGGCAGCAGCGACUAGCGAAUUCCUCUUCAUGCCGCUGCCUCUCAUUUCAAAGCGCACCAGUCUCGCGAGAACAGAGCGUACACACGAAGCCAUCGGCUAUCACACGUCCGCCUUCGAACCCACCGCAGACUGCCUCCAAGAUCGGAAGCGCGCGGCCGCGCACAGCCGCCGUAGCUGGAGAGAGAAACGA
Molecule: messenger RNA, 2797 nt
Organism: Dermacentor silvarum
Lineage: Eukaryota; Metazoa; Arthropoda; Arachnida; Ixodida; Ixodidae
Exons: 2
Coding region: 310-2622 (770 amino acids)
Source: RefSeq, a predicted model, not a curated record